AGCGUUGCGUUCCUUCUCUCCCUGUGCAGAGCAGUAACGAAGGCCGACGACGAUGAGGACUCUUCCACUGUCCUCGUCCCACAACUGCUCCCCUCCAUCCCUGAGAUCAUCAUGCAGCAACUACGCCAUGACCUUGAAGCCGACUAGGAUCCCUGCUGCCCGGCUCGCCCUAGCCCGUGCAGCGGCGGAUGCAGCAGGGGAGAAGGAAGCGGGCAAGAGCAAGAGCGAGAGCAAGAGCAAGCAGUCGUUGCUCGGGAGCAUCACGGAAGCCCUCGACUUCUCCCAGGUCAGGUCCACGAAGGACGCCAUGCUACUGGAGGAGGCCAGGGAGGCCACCCAAUCCGGCAAGAAGAUGAACAGGGAACAGUACGGAGCUUUGAGGAGAAAAAUCGGAGGCACUUACAAGGAUUUCUUCAAGUCCUACGUCGAUGUGGAAGGGCAGUACGUGGAGGAAGGUUGGGUGGACAAGACCUGCAAGGUGUGCAAGAAAGACACGAGGGGAGAGCCGAGGCAAGUGGACAAACUCGGGAGGUAUGCUCAUGUCGCGUGCCUGCAGGAGAAAUCAAAACCCUCCAAUUUUUUCUCCAGGUUUUUCUCCUCCAGUUGAGGAUGGAUCUUGAGAAUUCAUGGAAAUUGAAUAGUUAAUAGAUUAUACAGUUUAUCAAGUUUAUUGAUUAACUAGAUAAGCUUUACAAAUGUAAAAGUUUUAAACAACCAAGCUCAAAAUCAAAAGUUCUGACGCUGUCAAAUUUUCAAGAUGUAAGGCUGAUACAUGAAAAUCUAUCCUGCUUCUCCA
Molecule: messenger RNA, 796 nt
Organism: Zingiber officinale
Lineage: Eukaryota; Viridiplantae; Streptophyta; Magnoliopsida; Zingiberales; Zingiberaceae
Exons: 3
Coding region: 53-607 (184 amino acids)
Biological process (GO): positive regulation of DNA-templated transcription; chloroplast organization
Cellular component (GO): nucleus
Molecular function (GO): DNA binding; zinc ion binding
Source: RefSeq, a predicted model, not a curated record